Messenger RNA from Musca domestica (house fly), 1392 nucleotides. RefSeq lists its product as uncharacterized. Bases 251 to 1291 code for a protein of 346 amino acids. NCBI's taxonomy places the organism in Eukaryota, Metazoa, Arthropoda, Insecta, Diptera, Muscidae. The record is from RefSeq and is a predicted model, not a curated record. The transcript has 4 exons. Gene Ontology annotation, molecular function: serine-type endopeptidase activity. Gene Ontology annotation, biological process: proteolysis.
AACUCCAUAGGUGAUAACACAGAAGUGAAAAACACUUCGCCGAAUCAACUUGAAUUUCUGCCGAAUACAAAUCGGUGCGCAUUAGGCACAGGUGUCGUAUAUUAUACGUAUCUGCUACGCGGUAGACGCUCAUUUAAUUACCCAGCUUCGUGGAUUGCAAACGUUUCUAAGAUCAAGGACGCCAUCAAACAUCGAAUUUAAAGUGUAACGAACAUUUCCAAUAGUUCCGUUAAGAAAAGCGAAAGUUAAAAUGUACAUCCUACAAGUUUUCAUAAUUUCGGUUACAAUAUUUGCCACAAUUGUCAACUGUGACCAGCCAUCGUAUCAGGUGUCGCUCCAUGUGAACCUGCAUCCCAAAGGACCGCCGGUACAUUUGUGCAACGGUGAAAUAAUUCAAAGUCGUAUUAUUGUGACGACGGCUCGGUGUGUUCAUUACAAAUUCUCUCCUAACAGUCCUGCGGUUCCUCUGCCAGCAUCUGCACUGCGAGUGAUAGCAGGCAGUUCGACGGAAUUUUACGACGAGCUAAUAGUCGGUGUUACAGAUGUGUUGGUGGCAAAGGAUUUCAACUACACAACCGGCGAGAAUGACUUGUCUUUACUUCGCCUGAGUAAAACAUUGCCUCUGGAUGUGCGGGCCGACAUGAGUUGGAUAACACUGGAUGAUGCUGCUAACUUUGAAGGACCAUGUGUGGCCAAUUAUUAUAUAAGAAAUUCAAUAUCGACGGUACCCAAUUACAUACAAACAGAGGAAUUGCCAUUGCUCGAUGCAAAGAAAUGUCAAAGCCACAACUUAUAUUCCCUAGUCAGAGAUUACGACAUCUGUUCCCUAUACAUGAUCCCUCUGGGUUUAACCUGUCAAGCGCUCAGUACACUUGACCACCAUAACGGAGACAGAGGCACUGGUUUGGUUUGUGAAAAUAAACUGGUCGGCCUCCUCUCAACUAUUCUUCCCAAGGAAAACUCAAGUGACACCCAUUGUUCUGAUGGUCCAAUUAAUGCUUUCUACGCCAAUUUGGCACCACAUUUAGGAUGGAUAUUCGAUGUAAUAUCCGACGAAGAUCUAAAAAUGUAUGACAAUGGAGAGUUCGUUUCCUCAUUGCCCUAUUCUGGCGAAAAUGGAUCUAUAGAAGAACCCAAUAUAUCAGAGCCUGGCACAAUCUCGCCAUUGGUGGGCGACAAUGUUACAAGCACAACCGAACCAAACGAUCUACCCAACGAAGCGUCAAACCAUGUCCACGGCUCUCUUACACUUGCGGUUGCAACAUUUAUCCUAGCAUUAUUUAGUAUUUAACGACGCAAAGGAUUCUUGAUGAUAUAUUAACUAAAUAUGCCAAAUACAAACAGAAAUAGCCAAAUACAUAGCCCCAGACGGCCUACCUCUUAGCUCACUAG